Erinaceus europaeus (western European hedgehog) is the source of this 2857-nucleotide messenger RNA. RefSeq names its product homologous recombination factor with OB-fold (gene HROB). Lineage: Eukaryota; Metazoa; Chordata; Mammalia; Eulipotyphla; Erinaceidae. The transcript has 10 exons. The coding region runs from base 348 to 2330 and encodes 660 amino acids. The record is from RefSeq and is a predicted model, not a curated record. Gene Ontology annotation, biological process: recombinational repair.
AAUCAGCCACCGAGAGGGGGACGCUGGGGGGCGACCGAGAGCCUUUCUACUUCCCUUUAAGGCCCGGGCGGAAGACUAGCGGAUGGAGGGCCUUUGUGUCGGAGGGAUAGAAGUGGGACUCACCCUUUAAGAGGGCGGAGACUCCGGAGUGGCGGCGGCUUCGAACGCGUCCGGAGCGCGGACCCCGGCGACCCUCCUCCGGCCCCGCCGGGCCUCACCGUCGCUUUUCUUAGACCUUGUCCCUGAGACGCCGCCAUCUUUCGGACUGCCGCCCGCCCACCCCCGGCGAGCUACUGCAGUCGGGGCCUGAGGAGCCCAGCCGGGGCCCAGGCCCGCAAGCUGUCUCCAUGGCAUGCAGCUUGCAGAAGCUGUUUGCUGUGGAAGAGGAAUUUGAAGAUGAGGAUUUCUUGUCUGCCGUGGAGGAUACAGAGAACCAGUUUGCUGGCUCACACCCUGUGAAUUCCGGAUGCCUGAGACCUGUCUCUUCCUGGCCAAGAGACAGUGUGCAGGCUCAGUCUGCAGGGCAGCUGUUGUCAUGCCCCACUGCUCCUUCAGAGACUUUGGGCCAGCCAGCUCAUGGACUCCAUCUUCCAGCCUCCAGCAUGCCAAGGACUGCCAGGGGUCCACCUUCCACAAAAACAGCCCCCUUAAGGCCCAUCUCAACUUCCAACAAUCCAGCAAGAGCGAUACUGACAGAGUUGCCCCAAGAGCCAAUAAAACCUCCAUCUAUAGUUUGCCACCCCCUGUUAACCUUUGAGAGCCAACAGCAGGUGAGCAGUGGCUUUGAAGGACCUGAACAAGAUGAAUUUGAUAAGAUCCUGGCAAGCAUGGAGCUGGAGGGGCCAGGCAUGGAGUCAGAUCUAGGAGUGAGCGGUGAGACCCCAGGAGUCCUGCCUGUUUGGCAGCGGGAGGACUCAGUAUUGGCUAAAAAGGCCCGGGUUGCUGAUCUCAGCAGGUCUUGCCAAAAGUGGCCCAUGCCUGCCACCCAUCUCGUGAGCAUCUCCUCAGCACAGGGUGAACUUCCUCUUGGCCACUUUAGGACUCCACCGGCUUGCGGGAAGCCUGGUACUGUGAGUGAUGUUCCUGUCCCAAAUGCCUCAGCAGCUCCCACUCAGCAGCAGCACUGGGAAGCCUGUCCUGCAGGUCCUUCUCUUUCAGCACCUCAGCUUCCCCAAGCUGCUGACAGGCCUGUUCAGAGCAGCCCUCAAAAUCAUUUUUCUGACCAGUCUUUCCAGUCUCCAGUUAACUGCUUAAGUCGGAAGCCUCACUUUCUAGGACCUCAGACUCCCAACUCAGGCUCUUCCACACCUUCAAGGACUGUCCAUGGAUCAUUUCCUCGGAGACCCUUGCAACCCCGAGCUCCACUGUCCUCUGUUCAGUCUCCUGUUGGCACCCCGAAAGGUCCCCAUUCUUCCCUGGCUCCCCAAGCCGCUCUUCAGACACCCGUAGUUACUAACCACCUGGUGCAGCUAGUCACGGCUGCCAGCAGGACACCCCAGCAGCCCAUGCGCACCUCCACCCCUGCCAAAACACGCCGAUUCCCUGGCCCAGCAGGGGUCCUGCCUCAUCAGCACAGCGGGAAGAAUCUGGAGGAGAUCAUGGUUUCCACACCCCAGACUCCAACUCACGGUGCUCUGGCUAAAUUCCAGACAGAGAUUGUUACUAGUUCCCAGGCGUCAGCGGAAGAGGAUUUUGGGCGAGGUCCGUGGAUGACCAUGAAAUCUGCUCUGGGCCUGGAUGAGAGAGACCCUACCUGCUUCCUCUCUACUUACAGCAUUGUCAUGGUGCUGCGGAAGGCAGCCCUGAAACAGCUUCCCAGGAACAAAGUCCCCAACAUGGCAGUGAUGAUCAAGUCCCUGACUCGGAGCACCAUGGACGCUAGUGCAGUGUUCAAGGACCCCACAGGAGAGAUGCAGGGCACGGUGCACAGGUUGCUGCUUGAGACUCGCCUGAAUGAGCUGAAGCCUGGCUCUGUGCUGCUGCUGAAACAGAUUGGAGUGUUUUCUCCUUCACUGCGAAAUCACUACCUCAAUGUGACACCCAACAACCUGGUCCACAUUUACAUUCCAGAUUGUGGGGAUGGGAACAUGCCUCAGCCACCGCAGCUCUUCCCUAAGGAUCCAGGAAACUUACACGGUAGCCUCCAAUUUGAUGACACUGUGAAGCCUGGGAAAGACAUCAGAACAGCACAGAAUACAGAGACAGGGGCAUUUCCUAAGGAGGAACUUACAGAAACAGAUGACCUGGAUGGACUCCUGAGUGAGCUCCCUGAGGACUUCUUUUGCGGGACCAGCACUUGGGACUGUGCUGAGGCAGGGCAUCCACCAUGAGCAGCAGCCUCUCAGCACCCAGGCUGAUCAUGUCUGUUAAUGUCUGAGAGAAGAGCAGCACUACUGGAGAACGGACAGAGUUUGGACUCCUGGGGUUGCUCCCACCCUGGAUGCUUUCCCUGGGAACGCCCUCCUCCCUCAGGUUUUGCACUGCUGUCACUUUGGACCUUCCUUGGGCAUAGCAGAAUUAAACCCAAGGCUGGCUUUCUAAUCCUCCUGCCCUCUGUCCUCAAGGGGAUCAUUCCUCCUCCUGUCAACAUAGAAGCUAUCACCUACAGUGUCACUCUCUUGCCUUAGAUGUUGGGCCUGGUCUUUUAAAGCCUAGUCCCCAGACAGCUGAGAAGUCAAGAGGAGCCCCCCACAGCAGUGCUGGCCUGUCCCUCUGGACAGGAAAGGACAUAUUCAGGCUUCCCUCUGCUUUGUCUGUUGAGACCUCUAAUUGCCCAGCUCACAUAUGCCACGGUUCCCCUGUGCAGGGGCAGGGGUGGCUAUACUUUGUCCCCAGAAUAAAGCAGCUGAGUGCUUCA